Molecule: messenger RNA, 1627 nt
Organism: Scatophagus argus
Lineage: Eukaryota; Metazoa; Chordata; Actinopteri; Scatophagidae
Product: ubiquilin-1-like
Exons: 11
Coding region: 5-1627 (540 amino acids)
Biological process (GO): ubiquitin-dependent protein catabolic process
Cellular component (GO): cytosol
Molecular function (GO): polyubiquitin modification-dependent protein binding
Source: RefSeq, a predicted model, not a curated record
UGAGAUGUCAGACCCGGUGAAAGAUGACUCGAAGGCACCGAAUGAUCAUCAGAGGUCUGAAACGAUCCACGUCGCCGUCAAAAGUCCCACGGAGAGCAAAGGAUUCAUCGUCAGAGAAGGCUGCACCAUCAGACAGCUGAAAUGCGGUCUGGCAGAGCGGCUGGACGUACCGGCAGAGCGGCUGGUGCUGAUCCACUCCGGCCGGGUCCUCAGGGAGUCGGAACACCUGAGUCACCUUAAAGGACAAGAUGGCUCAGUCAGUCUCUACAUGAUCCAAAGGCCUCAGCAUUCACCUGCUGUGCCCACCACUGAUCCAGCUCCAGAAAUGAUCCAGUCGGAGCUCCCAGGCCACCUCAGUUCUGAUCCUGAUAACUUCACCCCAUCUCCCACCUCUCCUCUCUGCCUGGUGGAAGGUCUGGACAGUCUUGGCCUGUCAAACAGCGCUCCUGGCUUCUUCUCUGCACUGCAGUGCCAGAUGGAGAGCCAGCUGCUGUCUGACCCGGAGACGAUGCGUCGUGUCCUGAGCAGCCCCUUCGUGCAGAGCACCCUCUCCACCUCCAGCCCUCAACUAACCAGACAGCUCAUUCUGUCUAAUCCCCAAAUUCAGCAGCUCCUGCAGACAAACCCAGAGAUGGAAAAUAUGCUCAACCAUGCAGAGGUCAUCACACAGGUGCUCGAGCUCCUCAGGAACCCUGACAUGAUAGAGGAAGUGAUGUAUGAUGAAGACAAAGCUUUAAAAAAUUCACAGCAAGAGCAGGGCAGUCCUGAAACUAUCACCGUUGAUACUGAUGGCCCUCAGAAAACCGAGACAAAAGGUCUCAAAUUAUCACAGACAGAAGUACCCCCAGUGGUGACUACACCGGCUGGGAAUCAACAGCCGACUAAAAGAGAAAGCGAGCAGACUCCACCUCUCACCAAUCACUCCACAGAUCCUCUCAGAGGACUGACCUCUGGACCCAGAGCUGCUCCAAACCCUCAGAGCACCGUUACUGCAGGCAUGCAGUCACUGCUAGAGGAAAUCACAGCCAGCCCAGGACUGUUGGAGAGCCUGCUGUCUGGGCCGUAUGUCAGCACUCUCCUGAACUGCCUCAGCCAGAAUCCUGAGCUGGCCACACAGAUGCUGCUGAGCCACCCUUUGUUCUCAGCAAAUCCUCAGCUGCAGCAGCAGAUGAGACAGCAGAUCCCCGUCUUCCUGCAACAGAUGCAGAAUCCAGAGCUGCUGUCAGCCAUGUUGAACCCCAGAGCCAUGGCAGCUCUGCUACAGAUCCAAGAGGCCCUACAGACUCUGGCUGCAGAGGCUCCCGCACUGAUACCCAUGGCUGGACUCGGAAACAUUGUAACCAGAGCUGACGCUGCCCCUGAGCUAGCGUCUGACUCUGUUCUUAACAGCCAAUCAGGAAGUGGCCCCGGAGUUGCUACGGUGACAGAGCAGCAGCAGCAACAAUUUGUACAACAGAUGCUACAGGCACUGUCUAACAGCAAUUAUGGGGUCCACGGUGAGGAGUUCCAGGAGGAGCUGGAGCAGCUGAGCUCGAUGGGCUUCAAAGACAGAGAGGCAAACCUUCAGGCCCUCAUCAGCACAGGAGGAGACCUCACCACUGCUGUACAACAUCUGCUCAGUCUCUGA